Messenger RNA from Lemur catta (Ring-tailed lemur), 219 nucleotides. It is a transcript of the gene AKAIN1, whose product is annotated as A-kinase anchor inhibitor 1. The record is from RefSeq and is a predicted model, not a curated record. The transcript has 2 exons. The coding region runs from base 1 to 219 and encodes 72 amino acids. Lineage: Eukaryota; Metazoa; Chordata; Mammalia; Primates; Lemuridae.
AUGCAAACAGGCUUGGAGAGGCAAGGUGAGAAACCUGGCAAUGAGCCCGAGGAGGUGAAACUGCAGAAUGCCAGCAAACAGAUUGUGCAGCACGCCAUCCUGCGAGCCGUGCGGCAAGUCUCCCGGGAGAGUCGGCGCAGGGAAGAGAGAACCGGCGACAACCGGGGCAGCUUCCAGCUGGGCGUGGGGGAGUUAACUAAGAAACAUGAAAAGAAGUAA